AUGUCUGCCUGCGUUUCCUCAAGAGACUCAAUAAUGUCAUCCGUCAAAGAGCAGAAGGAUGCUGCCAUCAUCGAAACAGCCCGCACACUCAGGGGGACACCAUGGUGUGACGAAUACGAGAAGAUGAUCUCUGGCAUGCUAUAUGAUUCUUUGAUUCCGCCGUUGACAAAUGCUCGUCACGAAUGUCGUAUUCUGGCGCAUGAGUACAACACCAUGCCGCCGACCCUCGGAACAGCGGACGAAAUAGCCGCCAGCGUUUCGAAGAUCCUUAAGCGCUGGCUCGGUUUGUGGGAGAAGGCGUCUUCAUAG
This is a messenger RNA of Verticillium alfalfae VaMs.102, 309 nucleotides long. Its product is annotated as nodulation protein L. Gene Ontology annotation, molecular function: acetyltransferase activity. Bases 1 to 309 code for a protein of 102 amino acids. The transcript is spliced from 2 exons. NCBI's taxonomy places the organism in Eukaryota, Fungi, Ascomycota, Sordariomycetes, Glomerellales, Plectosphaerellaceae. The record is from RefSeq and is a predicted model, not a curated record.